AUGGAGGGACCCUUGAACCCAGGGGCGCCCAACGGCAGCAUACGCACACCCAGUCCCUCACCGCCCUCGAUAGACCCUCAGAUCAUCGUCGACCACCUGGAAAAGGUCCUUGACGUCAGCUUGGGAGCCUCGAAAGAGGAUCUAUUUGCACCCGGGGCGACCCAGCAUUUUACCUAUACCAUUUCGACCGAGAUUACGGCUUCUCCUACUUGUGCAGCAUUUGUUGUUAUUUCGAAGCGACCGAUACCCAUAGACCCCGCGAUACCCCUUAGCCAGCAGGUUCUUAUUCAGACGUUGCCCGGCUUUAUACUUUCUAAUAACGCUUCUUCCCCCGACGGCACUCCCUAUGAGUUUCUUCGUUCUCUCAUUCAGUCUGCGGUCGAGCCGUACUUUGACACCUACACCAAGAGCCAACGCGAUCUGGCGGGGAAAUACAGCAAGGGCGACAACGAUGCUAGGACGGGAAUUUCGGCGACAAGGAAGAAGAUUGCGGAGCUGGCUGUCAGUUUGGGCAACCUCGAGCAGAAUGUGGAGAUCCCAGAGCUGCUACUGCCUCUCCACCCGCUUAUCCAGAGUGCGCUGGAUGAUGCUAGUCAGCGUGGCGUGAAACCCUCUCCGGAACUCAUCCCUGCUGCAAUCGUACAAGACAGUAGCUUCCUUAACGGACUGCAGUCGACAGUCAAUGGUUGGAUCAAAUCGAUACAGACAAUCACCAAGACAUCUCGAGAUGUGUCUACUGGAACUGCAGCACAAGAGAUUAAUUUCUGGAUCUCCAUGGAGUCAAGGCUACAAGACAUUGAGACGCAGUUGGGUAGUCCCGGUGUUAGGCUCACUUUGGACGUGUUGAAGAACGCGAAGCGUUUCCAAGCUACCGUCAGCUUCAGCGCAGACACUGGGCUCAAGGAGAGCACGGAUCUGGUGCAGAAGUACAACCAGCUCAUGCGAGAAUUUCCUCUGGACCAGCUGUUGUCUUCAACCUCACUACAAGCGGUACAGGAGGCGAUUCAGUCCAUCUUCAGCCACAUGAACAAGAAGCUUCGCAUUUGCCCUUACCCCGUCCGCCGAGCCCUUCCUCUUGUUGAAGCUAUUUCCGGCGACCUCGACAAACAGCUCCAUAACCUCCUACAUGGCAAGACACUCAUGCACAUGGAUUACCCCGAAUUUCAGGCCAUCAUGGCUGUUGCAGAGAGCAUCUGGCGUACAUGGGAAGAGAACGUCAAGGAAUUCACCAAUGUUGCUCGUGAAGUGACUAGGCGAAGGAACGAGAAGUUCAUCCCGAUCAAGAUUGCAGCUAGGCACAAAGAGACGGAAGAGCGCAUUCGCUACAUCACGACAUUCCGUAAGAACCACGAGCAGCUCCAGCGAACCAUCGUCAACGUCCUGGGCUCGCAAUCCUCCCUGUCCGAGAGUGCCCCAGCCAAAGAGGCGGUUAUCAUCGAGGAGAUUGGUGAUGUGGACGCUGUAAAGGAGGUCAAGGAAGCCUACGAUGUCCUCAAGGAUGUCGAUGUGCUGGAUGUCUCACCUGAAGGCACGCGCCUUUUUGAACAAGCAGAGCAAAAGUACAACGAGCGUACUUCUCGUGUGGAGAACUCCAUCAUCGCUAGGCUUAGAGAUCGUCUUGGUACUGCUAAGACCGCCAGCGAGAUGUUCCGCGUCUUCUCCAAGUUUAACCCGCUCUUCGUCCGACCGAAAAUUCGGGGUGCUAUUUCCGAAUACCAGACGCAGCUCAUUGAGAACGUCAAGCAGGAUAUCUUGGCACUUCAUGAGCGCUUCAAGCGUCAGUACGGUAACUCUGAAGCCCAUGCCAUGGCGCAGCUCCGUGACUUCCCCCCGGUUUCUGGCGCUGUUAUCUGGGCUCGACAGAUUGAAACACAAUUGGAGAGCUACAUGGGCAAGGUUGAAGACAUCCUGGGCAAGGACUGGGCGCUUCACGCUGAAGGACAGAAGCUCCAGGCUGAGAGCAGUAUGUUCAAGAAGAAGCUCGACACCCGACCGAUCUUCGAGUCCUGGCUUCAAGAGGUGGCUAGGAGGAAACUCCAGAUCUCCGGACGUCUUUUCCUUGUCAGCAGGAACCGUGCUGCAGGAAACAUCUUGGAGCUGAACGUCAACUUUGAUGCACAAGUCAUUGCGCUGUUCAAGGAAGUUCGUAAUCUGACAUGGCGCGGCUACCAAGUGCCCCACGGCAUCAACAACAUCUCGAAGGAGGCCAAGCGUGUGUACCCAUACGCUGUUAGCCUCAUGGAAAGCGUCCGCACCUACACUCAGACCCUGCGCUCCAUCGCUGAGAUGGGAGGGGUUGCUCUCUUGCUCAACAACUAUGUUAAUGAGGUGCAAGCACUUGUCGGCAAAGGUGUUCCUCUAAAGUGGGAGUCUUUUGUGCAUGCUUACGAUCUCCACGUCCGACAAUCCGGCUUUCCCGUUGGAGGUGGAAGCGUUCGUAGUGAGAGCAAGCAUGUUCAGUUUGUCCGUGACUUUGCGGCUACGACAUCGCUACUCCAACUCAAGGUCGCAACACUCGUCAACAUCAACGCUGCGGUUGAGAAAUCGUUGAAGGAUCUGGAGACCUGCCCAUACACUAAGGAGGCUUUCCAACAAAACCUAGAGACCAUCCAGAAGUCCAUUGACCAGCUUAACCUUGAAAGCUACGCCAACCUUGCUUCUUGGGUAUCUGACAUGAACGCGCGCAUUGAGUCCAUUCUGUUGGUCCGUCUUAGCCGAGCUAUCGCUUUGUGGAUUGAGAUCUUCAAUAAUAUCGACGAAGAAGACGGAAAUCGACGUCCAGUCAGUGAAGCCGUCUCGACAGAGGUACCCGAGGUGAAGCCAACUCUUGCACGUUUACCUCUUGAGAUUACUAUGCGAAACCAAGUCAUCUCCCUCAGCCCGCCAGUGGAAUUCGCCCGAGCAAGCUGGCUUGAGCAGCUUCAGCAAUGGCUCGCCAUCAUCUGUACCCUCCAGAAGAUCAAGGCUUCACGAUACGAGAUCCGACUUGAAGCAACUAACGACACCUCGGUCAGCCAAUUCUCCGACCUGCCAAGCCGAUGCACCGAUUCGCUGAUCGAAGUCUAUGGCGCCGUUGAGGGCAAGCUCCGUGACAUCUCAUCUUACGUUGACGAGUGGCUUCAAUUCCAGUCGCUAUGGGAUCUGCAGUCUGAGCAUGUCUAUGACAUCCUUGGUGAGGAUCUCUCCCGAUGGCUACAACUUCUCCAGGAGAUCCGUAAGACUCGUGCUACAUUUGACAACUCCGAUAUCAGUCGCCAGUUCGGAUAUGUCACCGUCGAUUAUGACCAAGUGCAGGUCAAGGUCAACGCCAAGUACGACCAAUGGCAGCAGGAAAUCCUUACCAAGUUCGCUAGUAGACUGGGCCAGCGCAUGAACGACGUGUAUGUGCAGAUCGAGAAGGCACGCAAAGAUCUCGAGAUGCAGACACUGGAGGCUUCGUCCACUGCCCAGGCUGUAUCGUUCAUUACCACAGUCCAACAAUGCAAGAGGAAGGUCCUCGAGUGGGAACCAGAGAUUUCCACAUUCCGCCAGGGUCAAGCGACUCUGGCGCGCCAGCGUUACCAGUUUCCCUCUGACUGGCUGCAGAUGGAACAGAUCGACCAUGAAUGGCAGACGUUGAACGAGGUCUUGGAAAGGAAGACCAAGAUCGCGAACGAUCAAGCAGACGCUCUGCGGGCUAAGAUUGCUGCCGAAGACAAGGUCGUCAACCAGAAGAUCAUGGACAUCACCGGAGAGUGGGCGGAAGAUAAACCUGUCGCAGGCAACCUGGCGCCAGCUGAUGCCUCUGCCAUUCUUGCUAAGUUUGAUCAGAAGCUCAACCAGCUGCAGAGCGAGUCCAGCAACAUUUCCAAGGCCAAGGAAGCUCUUGGAUUGCCACCGUCUCCGGAGAACGCACUAGAGACCCUGCUGGAGGAAGUACAAGACUUCAAGUCCGUCUGGUCCGCGCUCGGCACGAUCUGGGCCAGCAUCGACGACCUCCGUGAGGUAUUGUGGACCAGUAUUCAACCCCGCAAGCUGCGACAGAAUCUUGAUAACCUACUCAAGAUGACCAAGGACAUGCCUAGUCGGAUGCGACAGUACCAGGCUUUCGAGUAUGUUCAAACUACACUGAAGCAACUUCUCAAAGAGAACGCCAUCCUUGCAGAGCUGCGCUCUGAUGCCGUCAAAGAGCGCCAUUGGGUUAGAAUUUUCAAGAACCUGAGACCACACAAGCGUUACUCCGCAAUAUCCAUGACCCUCGGUGAUGUUUGGGAUCUCAAGCUUGGUCCUAGCGAGAAGAUCAUCCGAGAUGUCAUUACUCAGGCAGCUGGCGAGAUGGCAUUGGAAGAGUUUCUCAAGCAGGUUCGCGAGACCUGGCAGAAUUAUGCUCUGGAGCUUGUCAACUACCAGAACAAGUGCCGUCUUAUCAGGGGAUGGGAUGACCUCUUUGCCAAGUGCAGCGAGAACCUCAACUCACUGCAGGCUAUGCGCCACUCGCCUUACUACAAGGAGUUCGAGGAAGAAGCAUCGUCUUGGGAGGACAAGCUCAACCGUGUACACGUCCUGUUCGACGUAUGGAUUGAUGUGCAACGCCAAUGGGUUUACCUGGAGGGUGUGUUCACUGGUAACGCUGACAUUAAGCACCUUUUGCCAAUGGAGUCGGCUCGUUUCCAGAACAUCAACUCUGAGUUUUUGUCAGUUAUGAAGAAGGUCUCGCGACAGCCUUUCGUGCUUGAAGUCCUCAAUAUCUCUGGUGUGCAGAAGUCAUUAGAGCGCCUCGCUGAGCUCUUGAACAAGAUUCAGAAGGCUCUCGGAGAGUACCUGGAGCGCGAGCGUGUGUCAUUCCCUCGAUUCUACUUCGUUGGUGACGAAGACCUACUGGAAAUUAUCGGUAACAGUAACGACGUUCUCCGUAUUGCCAAACAUCUGCGGAAGAUGUUCGCUGGUAUUUCUGGACUUAUCACGGACGAGGAUGGCGUGAUUCAAGGAUUCACGUCCAAGGAAGGAGAAGAGGUCACGCUUCGCAAAGAAAUUUCGCUUGUCAAGACACCUAGGAUCAACGAGUGGCUUGGUGCACUAGAGGCUAACAUGAAAUCUACGCUGGCUGAGUUGACCUUCGAGGCUUACGAAGAGUUCGCUCAGCUCAUCGAACCGGACACGAUGGAUCCCCAGGCUUUCACUGAUUACAUCGCCAAGUACCCUACCCAAGUGGUCGUCCUUGGAACGCAAAUUGCGUGGACUCAUGCUGUGGAGAAGUCUCUCGCUGAGGAGGGAACGACCUUGCCUCAGUUGUAUGAGAAACAAGUCAAUGUCUUGAAGCUGCUCGCUACGGCUGUUUUGGGUGAUCUUGAACCCAUCCAACGCCGUAAAUGCGAGGAUCUUAUCACCGAGUUCGUUCACCAGCGAGAUGUCAUCCACAAGCUUGAGAAGGUUGGCGCUCGCUCACCCACCCACCACAUGUGGCUACUGUGCAUGCGAUAUGUAUAUGAGCCUGGCAAUGAUCUACUACAGCGACUGAGGAUCAAGAUGGCAAAUGCAGUCCUCGACUACGGCUUUGAGUACUUGGGUGUUGCGGACCGCCUCGUACGCACACCUCUUACCGAUCGCUGUUUCCUCACCCUCACACAGGCGCUCUGCCAACGACUUGGUGGCUCACCAUACGGUCCCGCUGGUACUGGAAAGACCGAGUCUGUCAAAGCUCUUGGUGUACAACUUGGACGAUUUACCCUAGUUUUCUGCUGUGACGACACAUUCGAUUUCCAGGCCAUGGGUCGUAUCUUCCUUGGUAUCUGUCAGGUCGGAGCUUGGGGUUGUUUCGACGAGUUCAACCGUUUGGAGGAGCGUAUUCUUUCAGCUGUGUCGCAGCAGAUCCAGAACAUCCAGCUGGGUCUCAAGAAGGGUGCUGAGGAUGAGAAGUCCCAGAUCGAACUUAUUGGUCGUCAAUUGAAAGUCAACGGCAACACUGGUGUCUUCAUUACCAUGAACCCUGGUUACGCGGGUCGAUCGAACUUGCCUGACAAUCUCAAGAAGCUCUUCCGAAGUAUCGCCAUGUCCAAGCCCGACAAGGAACUUAUUGCAGAGGUUAUGCUCUACUCCCAAGGUUUCUCUCAGGCCAAGGAGUUAUCGAAACAAGUCGUACCAUUCUUCGACAGGUGCUCAGGGGGUCUUUCCAAGCAAGCUCAUUACGACUUUGGUCUUCGUGCAUUGAAGAGUGUACUUGUUAGCUCUGGUGGUUUGAAGCGAGCUCGUAUCGCUGCUCAGCAAGACUCUCAGACCUUAGACGAAGCGAGCAUGGAGCCUCAAAUCAUCAUCCAGAGUUUGCGAGAGACCAUGGCACCAAAGCUCAUUCGCUCUGAUGUUGAGCUCAUGAUGGCCAUCCAAGAAGAGUCAUUCCCUGGUGUUGAGUACAUUCCUGCUCCGCUUGAUCAGUUGACUGAGGCUAUUCACAAGUGCGCCGCUGAGUCAAAGCUCGUGGUCAGUGAUUCUUGGAUGACCAAGAUCAUUCAACUCUACCAGAUUCAGAAGUUGCACCACGGUGUCAUGAUGGUCGGUUCUUCCGGAUCCGGAAAGUCUGCGGCCUGGAGGACCCUUCUUUCCGCUCUUCAAGCCGUGGAGGGUGUAGAAGGCGUCUGUCACGUCAUUGAUCCCAAGGUCAUGUCAAAGGAGCAGCUUUAUGGAACUCUUGACAGCACUACUCGCGAAUGGACCGAUGGUCUCUUCACGAGUAUACUGCGCAAAAUUGUCGACAACCUCCGUGGUGAGGACACCAAGCGCCAUUGGAUUGUAUUCGACGGAGAUGUUGACCCCGAGUGGGUCGAGAACUUGAAUUCCGUGCUCGACGAUAACAAGCUCCUCACCCUGCCAAAUGGAGAGCGUCUCAACUUGCCGUCUAACGUUCGCAUCAUGUUCGAAGUUGAGACCCUGAAGUACGCCACUCUUGCCACUGUCUCCCGUUGUGGUAUGGUCUGGUUCAGCGACGACACUGUGGAGGUCGAUAUGAUGAUCAAGAACUACAUUGAGCACCUCAAGACUACGCCGUUUGAGGAUAUUGAAGACGAUUCGGUUGCUCCAGGUCAGAUGUCUCAGAAGACAAUGACCACCCAGGGUCUAAUCGCCGACUUCCUGCACAUCAAGCUCACCCAGGAUCGGUUUAUUGAGAAAGCCCUCAGCAUGGCUAGGAAGUUCAAGCACAUCAUGGAGUACACCGACAUUCGUGCGCUCAACACGCUGUUCUCUCUGCUCAACAAGGCUUGUCGCAAUGUCCUAGAGUACAAUGUGCAGCACCCGGACUUCUCUCUUGAGGAUGACAAGAUGGAGACUUAUCUAGCGAAGAAGAUGCUUAUCGCUUUGGUGUGGGCAUUGGUUGGUGAUUGCCCUCUGAUGGAGCGCAAGCAAUUUGGAGACCUUAUCGCUGGCCUCACCGACGUCGAGCUUCCCACCCUCAACGAAUCUACUUCACUCAUCGAUUACGAUGUCAAGCCUGACAAGCCAGAAUGGGAUACUUGGCAGAGUCAGGUACCGAAUGUUGAGGUCAACACCCAUUCCGUCACUCAGACUGAUGUGGUUAUUCCGACGCUGGACACGGUCCGUCACGAGGACGUUCUCUACUCUUGGCUCGCAGAGCACAAGCCACUCUUGCUUUGCGGUCCUCCAGGUUCCGGAAAGACCAUGACACUGUUCAGCGCACUCCGAAAGCUACCCAACAUGCAGGUUGUAGGUCUCAACUUCUCUAGUGCGACUACACCGGAUCUUCUCAUCAAGACAUUCGAGCAAUACUGCGAGUACAAGAAGACUCUCAAUGGUGUUCAGCUUACGCCUACUCAAGUUGGCCGUUGGCUAGUAAUCUUCUGUGAUGAGAUCAACUUGCCUGCACCCGACAAGUACGGUACUCAACGAGCGAUCUCCUUCUUGCGACAGCUGGUUGAGCACAACGGUUUCUGGAGGACGUCUGACAAGACUUGGGUUACUCUAGAUCGCAUACAAUUCGUUGGCGCUUGUAACCCUCCCACAGAUGCUGGGCGUACGCCGAUGGGACUCAGGUUCUUGCGUCAUGCUCCGCUUAUUAUGGUCGACUACCCCGGACAGCAAUCGCUUCUGCAGAUUUACGGUACCUUCAAUACUGCCGUGCUCAAGAUCAUCCCGACUUUACGAGGAUAUGCAGACGCUCUUACCAGGGCCAUGGUACAACUCUACGCAGAGUCGCAAAAGCGCUUCACGCCAGACAUUCAACCACACUAUGUUUACUCCCCCCGUGAGCUUACUCGAUGGGUACGUGGUAUCUAUGAGGCUCUACGACCACUUGAGAGCUUGCCAAUUGAAGGCCUUGUCCGUAUCUGGGCACAUGAAGCACUACGAUUAUUCCAGGAUCGACUUAUCGCAGAAGAAGAGAGACAAUGGACCGAAGAAUGCGUCCACCGUAUCGCGGCUGAACACUUCCCUACUAUCGACGAGGAGAAAGCUCUCGGUGGCCCCAUCCUCUUCUCCAACUGGCUAUCCAAGAAUUACGUGCCGGUUGAGCGCGAGCAACUCCGAGAGUUUGUCAAGGCUCGUCUCCGAACCUUCUGCGAGGAAGAGGUGGACGUACCACUCAUUCUGUUCAAUGACGUGCUCGAGCAUGUUCUCCGCAUCGACCGUGUCUUCCGUCAACCACAAGGUCAUCUUAUCCUUAUCGGUGUCAGCGGCUCCGGAAAGACGACACUGUCGCGCUUCGUCGCCUGGAUGAACGGUCUGAGUGUCUACCAGAUCAAGGUUCACGGAAAGUACUCAGGCGAAGACUUCGACGAAGACUUGCGUACUGUUCUUCGACGAUGCGGUUGCAAGGGCGAAAAGAUCUGCUUCAUCAUGGACGAAGCUAACGUUCUUGAUUCCGGUUUCCUCGAACGCAUGAACACCCUCUUGGCAAACGCGGAGGUUCCUGGUCUGUUUGAGGGUGAUGAGUAUGCUUCUCUGCUUACUGCUAUCAAAGAGGGUGCGCAGCGACAAGGUAUCAUUCUCGACUCACAGGAAGAGUUGUACAAGUGGUUCACGGAGCAGAUUGUCAAGAACCUCCACGUGGUGUUCACUAUGAACCCUCCCGAGGAAGGCCUGUCAUCAAAGGCAGCUACCAGUCCCGCUCUUUUCAACCGUUGCGUGCUCAACUGGUUCGGAGACUGGUCUGAUCAGGCUCUGUACCAAGUCAGCUCCGAGCUUACACAGUCUGUCGAUCUCGACCGCGCAAACUACGUUGCGCCAGAUAGCAUUCCAGUCGCCUAUCGUGGACUUACCCUCCCACCAUCUCAUCGCGAGAGCGUGGUGAACGCCAUGGUCGCAGUACACCACUCAUUACGUAGCAAGAACGCGAAGUUGCAGAAGACACAAAACAGGAAGAUGUACCUCACGCCGCGUCACUUCCUGGACUUUGUUGCACAGUAUGUCAAGCUCUACAACGAGAAGCGCGAGGACCUUGAGGAGCAGCAGCGCCAUCUCAACGUCGGUCUGGAGAAGCUUCGCGAGACAUUCGACAAGGUCAAGGAACUGCGAGCAAGCCUUGCCGAGAAACAAACACAGCUUACUAAGAAGGAUGCUGAAGCAAAUGAAAAGCUGCAACGCAUGAUUGCGGAUCAGAACGAGGCGGAACAGAAGAAGGCUGGGUCGAUCAAGAUGCAAGCGCAACUUGCCAAGGACAAGGAAGAGAUUCAGAAGCGACAAGAGGUGGUAGAGCAUGACUUGGCAGCUGCCGAGCCGGCUGUUUUGGAGGCACAGAAGAGUGUGCAGAACAUCAAGCGACAACAUCUGACUGAAGUUCGAUCUAUGCAGAACCCUCCCGCUGGUGUCAAGCUUGCGCUGGAAGCUGUCUGCACAAUUCUUGGACAUAAGCCCGACAGCUGGAAGACCAUUGUUUCCAUUGUCAGGCGCGACGACUUCAUCGCCAGUAUCGUGCAGUUCGACAACGAGAGGCAGAUGACAGCAGCCCAUCGUAGGAAGAUGCAGAAGGAAUACCUUUCUCAAGAGGACUUUACUUUCGAGAAGGUCAACCGCGCUUCCAAAGCCUGUGGUCCUCUCGUACAGUGGGUGUCUGCUCAAGUCACCUACUCAGAUAUUCUCGACCGAGUCGGACCCCUACGUGCUGAAGUCGAUCAGCUUCAAGUGGAGCUACAAAAGACUGAAGAGGGUGCGAAGGAGACCCAGCUCCUCAUCCAGAACCUCGAGGAGAGUAUCGGCCGGUACAAGACCGAAUACGCCGCUCUGAUCAGCGAAACCCAGGCCAUUAAGACGGAGAUGUCGACCGUUCAAUUCAAGGUUGAUCGCAGUGUACGCCUUCUCGACAGCUUGUCCUCUGAACGUGUUCGAUGGGAAGAGAGCAGCAAGUCAUUCGACUCUCAGAUCGAUACUAUCGUCGGCGACGUCUUAGUUGCGGCUGCAUUCAUCGCCUAUGCCGGUUACUACGAUCAGCAGUACAGGAAAGCUCUUACAGAAGAUUGGUAUGAUCAUCUCAAGCACUCUGGAAUCAGCUUCAAGCCAACAAACCCAUUCACGGAGUAUCUAUCGACUGCUGAUGACCGCCUGAACUGGCAACACAAUGGUUUACCAGUGGAUGACCUGUGUACGGAGAACGCCAUCAUUCUCGAGAGGUUCAACCGUUACCCGCUGAUCAUCGAUCCUUCUGGUAGGACCACAGAGUUCUUGCAGAAUGAAUGCAAGGACCGCCGUCUCACAGUGACCAGUUUCCUGGAUGACUCAUUCACGAAGCAGCUCGAGAGCUCUUUGCGUUUCGGUAACCCGAUCUUGAUCCAGGAUGCCGAACAUCUGGACCCUAUUCUCAACCACGUCCUCAACAAGGAAUACCAGAAGACUGGAGGUCGUGUGCUUAUUCAACUUGGCAAGCAGGAGAUUGACUUUUCGCCGUCUUUCCGUUUGUACCUCUCGACACGCGAUCCCUCGGCCAAUUUCGCUCCUGAUAUCUGCAGUCGUACCACAUUUGUCAACUUCACAGUUACGCAGAGCAGUUUGCAAACACAGACGCUCAAUGAAGUCCUCAAAUCCGAGCGCCCCGAUGUCGAUGAGCGCCGAUCUAACCUCAUUAAGAUGCAAGGAGAGUUUGCGGUCCAUCUUCGUCAGCUCGAGAAGCGGUUGCUCCAAGCCCUCAACGAGUCGCGUGGCAACAUUCUGGAUGACGACCGCGUCAUCGAAACGCUCGAGACACUCAAGAAGGAGGCCAAGGACAUUUCGGACAAGGUUUCCGAGACCACUGGUGUUAUGACCGAGGUGGAGAACAUUACCAAGGAGUACACUGUGGUAGCUCGUUCUUGCGCAGCUAUCUUUGCUGUGCUGGAGCAACUGCAUCAUCUCAACCACUUCUACCAGUUCUCGCUCCAAUACUUUACUCAGAUCUUCGAGACUGUGCUACGCAAGGUUCGUAACGGUUCUAUCACGGGCCAUGCUGCUCGUAUCGAGCAGAUUGUCACCGAGCUCUUUGUGGAUGCAUACCGUCGCACAUCGCUUUCCUUGCUACAGAAGGACCGUGUCACAUUUGCCAUGCUUCUCGUGCAAGCAGCGCCCUACAAGAUGGACAAGACACAUAUCGACCAAAUUCUCGAUCCCGACCUCAAGGGUAUUGACGUAUCAACCGAGACCGAACGCAAACAAGAGGCCAUGGAGCGUGCGAGCAAGAUUCCAAUGUUCAAGGAGGAGUUGGAGAAGAUCAAAGAUAGCGCGUGGGAUGCUUUCCUCAACGAAGAGAUGGGAGAACGACACGUACCGCAGGCUUGGCCAGAAGAUCUGGCCAAAUUCGACAAGCUCCUGCGAGCUCUUGUCCUGGUCAAGCUAUUCCGUGUGGACCGUUUCGUGCCCGCUGUUGAGCGUUUCGUUACUGAAGUGUUUGGCAAGGGUAUCUUAGACGCAAGUGGUGAUCUGGGCGAUAUCGUCAAGCAAGUCAACGCGGUCACACCGGUGGCGCUCAGCUCCAGCCCUGGAUUCGACGCAAGUUACAAGGUCGACAAUCUUGUAGAGAGGGAACAAGUCAUUUGCUCCAACAUUGCCAUGGGUUCCAACGAAGGUGCCGCGUCAGCCGACAAAGCUAUCGCCAACGCCGCCACCACUGGAAACUGGGUUCUUGUCAAGAACGUGCAUCUUGCUCCUCAGUGGUUGCAAUCACUCGAGAAGCGUCUCGAAGCGCUCAAGCCCAACCCUGACUUCCGCCUCUUCCUGUCCAUGGAAUCCAGUCCAAAGAUCCCAGUCAACCUUCUUCGCGCCUCUCGUGUUCUUUCUUACGAGCAGCCUGCUGGAGUUCGCGCCAACAUGAAGGACUCGCUAUCUUCUUUGGCCGAGAAGGCUAACAAGCAACCCGUGGAGAAGGCGCGUGUCUACCUUCUCUUGUCCUUCCUCCAUGCGGUCAUUCAAGAGCGUCUCCGGUACGCACCGACACUGGGAUGGAAGGGUUUCUGGGAGUUCAAUGACAGUGACUACGAAUGCUGCAGUUUCAUCAUCGACACAUGGAUCGACACUGUCGCGCAAGGUCGAUCCAACAUCGCCCCCACCAAGAUCCCAUGGGAGAUGCUCCGCAUCCUCAUCACUGAGAUGUACGGCGGCAAGAUCGACGACGCAGAAGACUGGCGUAUACUCGCUUCUCUCGUCGACGCUUGCAUGACGCCCGCUGCAUUCGAAGACAACUUCAAGAUUGUUAAGGAUACUGAGCAUAGCGACGGCCUUGAACUACCCAGCACGACCAGCUGGAAGGAAUUCAUGGGCUGGGUCAACGACCUUCCUGAGCGUGAGCCACCUACUUAUCUGGGUCUGCCGGCGAAUGCGGAGAAGUUGUUGUUGGUGGGCCAGGCGAAUAACAUGGUUGGUGGUUUGAAGAGGGUUUUGGAUAUGUUGGAUGAGGGAGAGCAGGUCAUGGCCGAGGCUGAGACUGAGAUAGAGGUUUAG
Alternaria arborescens is the source of this 12885-nucleotide messenger RNA. Its product is annotated as Dynein heavy chain, cytoplasmic. Gene Ontology annotation, cellular component: dynein complex. The record is from RefSeq and is a predicted model, not a curated record. NCBI's taxonomy places the organism in Eukaryota, Fungi, Ascomycota, Dothideomycetes, Pleosporales, Pleosporaceae. The transcript is spliced from 2 exons. Bases 1 to 12885 code for a protein of 4294 amino acids. Gene Ontology annotation, molecular function: dynein light intermediate chain binding; dynein intermediate chain binding; ATP hydrolysis activity. Gene Ontology annotation, biological process: microtubule-based movement.